UCGCUCCGCGCCGCGCGGUGACAGGUGCGGCGGGGCCGCCGCGAUGCCCCCCAUGCGCAGGACGGUGUCGGAGCUGCGCUCGCGCGCCGAGGGUUAUGAGAAGACGGACGAGGUUUCGGAGAAGACCUCGCUGGCUGACCAGGAGGAAGUCAGGACUAUCUUCAUCAACCAGCCCCAGCUGACAAAAUUCUGCAAUAACCACGUCAGUGCAAGCGGAUACGUCCAGUACAGAGUGACAACCCCCAGCUCCUCAGCCGAGCGUAUCCGGGUGCCAGGUUCUGAAAAGCCCCGUUACGUAAAGUCAGUGCAACCUGUGGACGCCGGCUCGGAGCGGACUGGAGAGCCACAGGCUCUCUGUGCAAUGCAGAAACGACACAAAGCUGAUAAUGCUGUCAACAAGAAACAGACACAAGUUUUGAGAAAUGGUGCUUGGGAAAUUGUUCACUGGGAAAAGGUGGCGGUAGGGGAAAUAGUGAAAGUGGUCAAUGGGGAGCAUCUCCCGGCGGAUCUCAUCAGUCUGUCCUCCAGCGAGCCCCAGGCCAUGUGCUACAUCGAAACGUCUAACUUAGACGGUGAAACAAACUUGAAAAUUAGACAGGGCUUACCGGCAACCUCAGAUAUAAAAGACAUCGACAGUCUGAUGAGAAUUUCUGGCAGAAUUGAAUGUGAAAGUCCGAACAGACAUCUCUACGAUUUUGUUGGAAACAUAAGGCUUGAUGGACACGGCACUGUUCCCCUGGGAGCGGAUCAGAUUCUUCUGCGAGGUGCUCAGCUGAGAAAUACGCAGUGGGUUCAUGGAAUCGUUGUCUACACUGGACAUGACACCAAGCUGAUGCAGAAUUCAACAAGCCCGCCGCUUAAGCUCUCCAAUGUGGAACGGAUUACCAACGUGCAAAUUUUGAUUUUGUUUUGUAUCUUAAUUGCCAUGUCCCUCGUCUGCUCCGUGGGUGCGGCCAUUUGGAACCGAAGGCAUUCCGGAAAGGACUGGUAUCUCAAUCUGAACUAUGGUGGCGCUAAUAAUUUUGGACUGAAUUUCUUGACCUUCAUCAUCCUUUUCAACAACCUCAUUCCUAUCAGCUUGUUGGUUACACUAGAAGUGGUGAAAUUUACCCAGGCGUACUUCAUAAAUUGGGAUCUCGACAUGCAUUAUGAACCUACAGACACUGCCGCUAUGGCUCGAACAUCUAAUCUGAAUGAGGAACUUGGCCAGGUGAAAUACAUAUUUUCUGACAAGACGGGCACUUUGACAUGCAAUGUGAUGCAGUUUAAGAAGUGCACCAUAGCAGGAGUUGCUUACGGGAAUUACGACCAGCCAACCGCACCCGUGAUAUGUGAAUUUCUGACGAUGAUGGCUAUCUGUCACACAGCGGUGCCAGAGCGGGAGGGGGAUAAGAUCAUUUAUCAAGCAGCAUCUCCAGAUGAGGGCGCGCUGGUCAGAGCAGCCAAACAACUGAAUUUCGUUUUCACGGGGAGAACACCUGACUCAGUGAUUAUAGAUUCACUUGGGCAAGAAGAAAGAUAUGAAUUGCUAAACGUCCUGGAGUUCACCAGCGCUAGAAAAAGAAUGUCAGUGAUUGUUCGCACUCCAUCCGGGAAGUUACGACUCUACUGCAAAGGAGCCGACACUGUCAUUUAUGAUCGACUGGCAGAGACUUCGAAAUACAAAGAAAUCACCCUCAAACAUUUGGAGCAGUUUGCUACNNACGGCCUCAAAGAUUUAAGUUCUGCUCUCAGUGACUUGGCGUCCAGCGAGUUACAGCACUGGUCACGUGCUGGAAAGAAACGCCUGAGGACUGGAAGAAAGUCAAGGAUUCUUAAGUUAGAAAAUUCAACGGCAUCGUUGGAAUUCAAUCUUCAGCUACUUGGAGCUACAGCCAUCGAGGAUAAAUUACAAGAUCAAGUGCCUGAAACCAUAGAAACUCUGAUGAAAGCAGACAUCAAAAUCUGGAUUCUCACAGGGGACAAGCAAGAGACUGCCAUUAACAUUGGGCACUCCUGCAAACUUUUGAAGAAGAACAUGGGAAUGAUUGUUAUAAAUGAAGGCUCUCUUGAUCUCAACUUACAUGUAUUAUGUGGACAGACCUCACUGUUUUGGGAACCAGCCACUGUUGAAUGGCUUCUGAAAGAAAUCCAGAAUAAGCAAGUUAUUGACUCCGCUCCAGAAAAGAAGGGGGAAAAAGAGAAUUUGGGCUACUUCAGGGUUUCUCCUCUUCAAAAAUCCGAAGUCGUCGAGAUGGUUAAGAAACAAGUCAAAGUCGUCACUCUUGCGAUCGGCGACGGGGCGAACGACGUCAGCAUGAUACAGACGGCGCACGUUGGCGUGGGUAUAAGUGGCAAUGAAGGCCUGCAGGCAGCCAACUCCUCUGACUACUCCAUCGCUCAGUUCAAGUAUCUGAAGAAUUUACUGAUGGUUCACGGUGCCUGGAACUAUAACAGAGUCUCCAAGUGCAUCUUGUACUGCUUCUACAAGAACAUAGUACUCUACAUCACCGAGAUCUGGUUUGCCUUCGUUAAUGGCUUUUCUGGACAGAUCCUCUUUGAAAGAUGGUGCAUAGGUCUUUAUAACGUGAUGUUUACAGCAAUGCCUCCCUUAACUCUUGGAAUAUUUGAGAGAUCGUGCAGAAAAGAGAAUAUGUUGAAGUACCCCGAAUUAUACAAGACGUCUCAGAACGCCCUGGACUUCAACACCAAGCUGUGGCCUGCGGUUCCGAUGGCCCCUGACAUGUCGGGAGAGGCGGCCAUGCUGUUCAGUUCCGGAGUGUUCUGGAUGGGCUUGUUCUUCAUCCCUGUGGCAUCUCUGCUUCUCGACGUGGUAUAUAAAGUCAUCAAGAGGACCGCUUUUAAAACAUUAGUAGAUGAAGUUCAGGAGCUAGAGGCAAAAUCUCAAGACCCAGGAGCAGUUGUGCUUGGAAAAAGCCUCACCGAGAGGGCUCAGCUGCUCAAGAACGUCUUUAAGAAGAACCACGUGAACCUGUACAGGUCUGAAUCGCUGCAGCAAAACCUGCUCCAUGGGUACGCUUUCUCCCAAGACGAGAAUGGGAUCGUUUCACAGUCCGAGGUGAUCCGAGCGUAUGACACCACAAAACAGAGGCCCGAUGAAUGGUGAUGGGGAGGGGCUGAGAGGCGGGCCCCGCUAUGUCUCUAAGGAGAGCCACCUGGUUGUCACCACCGUCUGCUGACCAAUUCCAGCCUGGUCCAUGGGGAGGAAAGGUGGAUCUGAGCUCGUCUCGCAGGUGGACAUUCAGAUCCGUGUGUAUCAUAGACAUAAGCACUGUGCAACUAGACUGUGACACCAUCUCUCUCGGAUUUUUAAAAGUGUUUGUUAAGUCUUUGUAAACAGAAAUUGAAAAUAACCUUGGAUCUCGCCGGAGUGCUUUCUUAAACUGAGAGUAGGUCAGUAUUCUUACGCCAUUGCUCUGGGGCUGUGACUGACUGUGAUUGUAUUGGCUGUCCCACGAGGUGACCAACCAUUACAAAACUCUCAAAUGGUAUUAAGUUAAAGGGACUUUCGAUAUCCAAACUUAGAUUUCAGGAUAUGCUGAAACAAACCAGCAUUCUUAAGGAACUGACUCACCUUACUGAGCAGAAUUUCUAAACAAGGCAUUAUUGUGUGUGUCAAAAAUUGUCUUGAUAAAUGUCUGCCAAAGAAGUUCAGUAAGUGUGUUCUCUAGCUCAGUAGUCAUUUGCUCAGAAAUGUAAGAGAAAGUUACUGCUGGUUCUGCUGUAAGAUCUGCAUGCUUGACUUUUCAAAAUGCAAGAGUGAUUUGCAAAAAUGACUAUUUCAAGGCAUUUGCUACUAAAAUCUGUGAUGUUGCACCUUUGGCCUUA
Molecule: messenger RNA, 3828 nt
Organism: Propithecus coquereli (Coquerel's sifaka)
Lineage: Eukaryota; Metazoa; Chordata; Mammalia; Primates; Indriidae
Gene: ATP8A1
Product: ATPase, aminophospholipid transporter (APLT), class I, type 8A, member 1
Exons: 34
Coding region: 44-3106 (1020 amino acids)
Biological process (GO): phospholipid translocation
Cellular component (GO): plasma membrane
Molecular function (GO): ATP binding; ATPase-coupled intramembrane lipid carrier activity; ATP hydrolysis activity
Source: RefSeq, a predicted model, not a curated record